This is a messenger RNA of Anguilla rostrata (American eel), 9698 nucleotides long. RefSeq names its product immunoglobulin superfamily, DCC subclass, member 4 (gene igdcc4). Gene Ontology annotation, molecular function: protein binding. The coding region runs from base 287 to 4177 and encodes 1296 amino acids. The transcript has 20 exons. Gene Ontology annotation, biological process: cell-cell adhesion. The record is from RefSeq and is a predicted model, not a curated record. NCBI's taxonomy places the organism in Eukaryota, Metazoa, Chordata, Actinopteri, Anguilliformes, Anguillidae.
UAUUGGCAACAUUUCAGGCGACUCCAAUGGACACCUAAGCAGGACUUGCCCGUGUGUGUGUGAGUGUGUAUGUGCGUGUGCGCGCGCGUGUGUGUGCGGCAACUAACACACACUACAUUCGCUCACAACAUGGCGAUGAAGCCAAGAGGGACGCGACGUCUCUCCCCCUACUAGCUGAUACCAUUCUGUUGUGUGUAAAAGACGGGGGACCAAUCAAAAGGAAUGUUCAUGAAAUAAUAGCCAACUGAAAACAUACAGGACUUUACACGGGAUUCUGAUAUAGGCUAUGUAUGUAGCUAGCGAUAUAGCCAGCUAUAAAUACCCACACAGUGCUGACCCCUCUGCUGGAAAUCAAAGGCUUUACAUGGCGGUGGAGAAUAUCUGUUUUUUCUGUCUACUUUCUCUGGGGUUCUGUGUUUUGUCCGUUCAAGAAAAGCCAGCGUCGGUGGAGUUGAGCUGCAGGGCGGGGCCUGUCAGCGUGGUGCUGGAGCCCGGACACCCCCUCCUGCUGGACUGCCACCUGGGGGCCGGCGAGAGCCCGCUCAACGUCACCUGGCUGCGGGACGGGGAGCCGGUGCAGGACGGCGAGGCGGCGCGCGCCCUCCCCAACGGCUCCCUGGCGGUGCUGGUCCAGGAAGGGAGGCUGCCGCUCGGGGUGGAGGGGGGCUACAGCUGCGUUUCGGCCGGCCCGUCCGGGGCGCUCGUCAGCCGCACCCUCGCCGUGCACCUCACCAGCCUGUCCCGUUUCCUCCAUCACCCGGAGGCCCAGGCGGUGCCCGCGGGGGGCGCGGCGCGCUUCGAGUGCCGCGUGGAUGGCCUGCCCGCUCCGAGCAUCACCUGGGAGAAGGACCAGGUGCCCCUGCCCGCCCACUCCAGGUUCAUCUCGCUCCCCAACGGCGCGCUGCAGAUCCUCGGGGCGCGGGGCGAAGACGCGGGGGCCUACCGCUGCGUGGCCUCCAACUCCGCCCGCAAGCGCUUCAGCCAGGACGCCGCGCUCGCCGUCACGGCAGGCCCGAGCCCCGCCCUGGAGGAGGUGGUGAUCGUGGUGCCCCCCCAGAACACCACGGUGGUGUCCGGACGUCCCGCGGUCUUGGAGUGCAUGGCGCAAGGGCUGCCUAAACCCCUGGUGUCUUGGAGCAGACAAGACGGGAGGCCUAUCGCCACGGAUGUGGUCGUCCUGGCGACGAACCUGCUGAUCCCGGACACGCAGCGUCACCACGCCGGCGUCUACGUCUGCCGCGCCAACAAGCCCAGGACCAGGGAGUUUGUCAUAGCCACUGCCGAACUGCGCGUGCUGGCCCCCCCGGUGAUCCUGCAGCCCCCGGAGACGGUCUCGCUGUCGCGGGGGAACACGGCGCGCUUCGUGUGCAACAGCUCCGGCGAGCCGCCGCCGGCCCUGCGCUGGCUGAGGAACGGCGAGCCGGUGCUCUCCAACGGGCGGGUGAAGACGCCGAGCCCCGGCGUGCUGCUCAUCAACCAGCUGGGCCUGGGCGACGCCGGCCACUACCAGUGCCUGGCCGCCAACGGCCUGGGCACGGCGUGCGCCAGCGCCCGGCUGUCCGUCAUCGUCCGCGAGGGCCUGCCCAGCGCGCCGCGCCGCCUCGCCGCCCGCCCCGACUCCAGCACCAGCGCCCUGCUGGCCUGGGAGCGGCCCGAGCUCAACAGCGACCGGAUCAUCGGCUUCUCCGUCCACUACCAGCGCGCCGCGGGGUCCAACAACAUGGAGUACCAGUUCGCGGUGAACAACGACACCACCGAGUUCCACGUGAAGGAGCUGCAGCCGCACACGGCCUACACCUUCUACGUGGUGGCGUACUCGCCCAUGGGCGCCAGCCGCCCCUCCCUGCCCGUCACCGUGGAGAUGCUGGAGGACGUCCCCAGCGCGUCUCCGCAGCUGUCCGUCUUCAGCACCUCCUCCACCGACAUGCGCCUGAUGUGGCCCCCCCUGUCCUCCCAGCACAGCCGUGGAGAUGUCACCCGCUACCGCAUCGACUACUGCGCCCUGGAGCAGGAGGACAACGUGACGUCCGUGGAGGUGGGGGGGGACGAGACCCAGUUCACCCUGCGGGGUCUGCAGCCCAACCAGCUGUACCGCCUGCGCAUCGCCGCCGGGACGCGGGCCGGCUUCGGGACGCCCUCCGAGUGGACCCUGCACCGCACCCCCGCCCACAUCAACCACACCAUGGUGCUCUUCGCUCCCACCGAGCUGAAGGUGCGGGCCAAAAUGCACUCCCUCCACGUCACGUGGCAGGCGCCGCCCAACAACACGCAGGUCUCCGGGUACAAGCUGCACUGCCGGGAGGCGGAGCUCGAGGAGCCGGCCAACGAGGAGCGCCCCGAGGGCGAGCGGGAGAAAAGGCAGGGGGCCGAGCCAAUCAAACUCAGGAAGAAGAGCAAGCACCAUGAGGUCGCCGGCCUGGUCCCAGACCGUCUGUACGAGGUGAGAGUGUGGGCCUACAACAAGCAGACGGACGGAUACGCAGCGGUGUGGAAGGGCCGAACGGAGAAAGCUCCCAUCACAGGAGUGAGCUUACCAGGUGGCCCCGACGCCGCCUCUAGCACUGCUCCAGAUGCAGCUUGCAACAGCUCCACGUCCAUCUGGCUGCGCUGGGAGAAGCCGCGCUCCAGCAACGUCCGCAUCAUCAAGUACACGGUGCGCUGCAGCCCCGCCGGCCUGCGCAACGCCUCGCUGGUGUCCUACUACACCAGCUCUGCCCUGGAGAUCCUGCUGGGGGCUCUGAAACCCUUCACGCGGUACGAGCUGGCGGUGCAGUCCAACGGGCUGGAGGUGGACGGGCCCUUCAGCAACACGGUGGAGCAGUCCACCUUCUCCGACCGCCCCUCCACUCCCCCUGACGACCUUCAGGUCAGCGCCCUGGACUCCAGCACCGUGCUGAUCAGCUGGCGCCCCCCUGUGGAGUCCAACGGGAUCAUCGUGGAGUACAGGAUCCUGUACAGCGGCAACGGCAGCCUGCCGGACCACCAGUGGAGCUCUCUGUCGUGCCACGGAAGCAUCACCAGUACUGAGGUGCAGGGCUUGCAAAGCAGCACUUACUACUUCUUCAAGAUCGGGGCCUAUACCUACGUGGGGGCGGGGCCAUUUUCGGCUGUGAAGGACGUUCACACGCCACCGGAGAGAUACGAUGAGAAGCUGAACGUUCACUCGAUGACGGGCAUCAUCGUGGGGGUGUGCCUGGGGCUGCUCUGCAUCCUCCUGUGCAUGUGCAUCAGCUUCCGCAGCGGCAAGGCCAGGGAUGUUUCCGGGGGGCUGGUCCCCUCCGCCCUGCCCCCCCAGUACCGGCGAGGGCGCCCCGCCCCCGUGGCGGCCCCGGAGUGCAGGGACUGCCACGAGCUGGAGACCCUGAUGUCGCCCGGGGCCCAGGACCCCGCCCCGCCCCUGGCCGAGAUCACCGAGGAGCACAGCCUCAUCGGGCCCGGCGGCCCCGGCGACGACGGCGGCCUGGCGCUGGAGGCCAAGCCUGCUUGGAACGGGUCUGUCAGCCGAAAUUGGGCCAACCGCAUCACCAGGUACCGGGACACCAUCACGGAGGAUUCCCCUGCCCUCAGCAACGGGGCCCUGACUCCUGGGGCCCGGCUGCCCACUGAGGGGCCCCUGGACGCCCCAGCCACUGAACCCAGCACGGCCGAGCCCGAGGAGAGGCUGUACCCCUCCCUGUGCAGUAACCAGGUGGAGGCCGACGUGAUCGUCCACUCGGAGCUCUCCGAUCCGGAGGGGGAGGGGGACACCGAGAGCGACGGCGACCAGGAGGGCCCCUUCGGGAGCGGGGCCCCGCCCAAACGCCCCGCCCCCGCCGCCGCCGCCGCCAGCCCGGGGGAGGACCCUAAGGAAGCGCAGCCGGCGGCGCCGGCCCCGUCCAGCCCCGCCCCGGAAGCGCCGACCAAUCGCAGCGGGCCGCAGCAGGAGAGCGGGGCGGGGCCGGCGGGCGCGGACAGCAGGUGGACGCAGCAGCCCGCCUCCCUGGCGGGGGCGGGGCUGGCCAACGGCUUCCACGCCCACCAGCCGCUGGAGAACGGCGACUCCUUCCAGCCCGGGAGCGGGCGCCCGCGCUGCGGGAAGGGGCUCCCCCUGGAGCUCCCGCCGGCGGCGUCAUCCCCCUUCGCCGGCUCCGCCCUGGUCCACCCCGCCUCGGCCGCGCACAGCUACCUGUGCCCCUGACCGCCGCCGGGGGGAGGGAACGACCGCCGGACUCCUGGGGGGAGGAGGAGAAGAAGAAGCGGUGGAGAGAGAGAGAGAGAGACGCGGUCCUUCCUUCAGACCACGAGAGCUCAGGCCGCGUCCCUGAGAGAAUCGCUGAGAGGUUUCGCUCUCGAGCCGGCUCUCCUCUUCUGGCCCCAGCGUUUCAUUUUCACUUCUUUUACAAAAAAAACUUUUUUACAAGGCCACUGUCGAAUAGGAACACUUUUUAUUUUUUAUUUUUAUUUUAUUUGUACCGGUACGGAUGAACGUGCGCGUCCGCGCGCGCUCGCGACUCCGAGCUGUGAUCUGCACUAGUCCGUUCGUUUUUGUUUCUUCUUUUUUUUCGUUUGACUGAAAUCGAGGGGUGUGUGUACGAAGCGUGUGGCUUCUGGAGCGUCGCUGCUUCGUGCUCGCACGGACUUGUGAAGCACUGCUGCGGCCGACCGGAUCUGAAGGGGGGGGGGGGGGAAGAUCGGCUUCUUGCGGCUGGGUGGACGAACACGCGUGAGGGCGGAAGCAGGAGGACCGCGGCGCUUGCCUGUCUCCCCGUCUCAGUCUUUCCCGCUCUCUCUCUCUCUCUCCCCGCAACCCUCGUUCCCGUGACGACGGGACUGUCUCCUGCUGACUGCGGGCGCCGCCCUGGUGCCGAUACAGCAGCCCUGUAACUUACACACUCUGAGAGUGCUGACUGCCUGUGUCUCUCCUCUAGCCUCCUGCAGCGUCUGGGUGCACACGCACACACACACACACAUUUACACACUCGCACAUACGCGCACACUCUCACACACUCACACAUACACAUACACACAUGCAUUCACACACUCGCACAUACGCGCACACUCUCUCUCACACACUCACACAUACACACACACACACUCGCACAUAUGCACAGACUCUCUCACACACAACACAGGCACUCACACACACUCUCACACACACACACCAGCACACACAUAUGCACACACACACACACACAUGCAUUCACACACACACACACUCACAGACACACACGUAGCACUGGAGCUUGGAGGUCUCAGGUGCCUAAUAUUUUAGGUGCAUUUUUUUAAACUGUAUAUUUAUAUAGAAGUAUAUGUACUGAUAGGAAGGGUUGUUUUAAUCUGAAGAAAAGAAAAAGAAGAAAAAAGACGUGAAGACAACCUUUCGCCUGUAUGUUUUCUACUUUUUUUCCUGGAGAAGGCUCGAGAUUGAUUCGGACAUGGUUACUUGUGCUUAAGACAAUACAGCGUUUCACAGCAACAUUCUCAACAACACAGCAGCAUUUCCCCCAGCCAACAGACCUACCUCAUUUCUGUACAGGAUACAUUUUUCUGUCCGGUUUUAACAGUGUUGUUCAUAGGUCCUUUUUUUAAGAAAAAAAAAAAAAAAGCAGAAAACGGCAAAAAUGUGUUUUAACUUUCUGGUUCACAGCCUUUAAUAACAGCAGGACUGUCUACCCAUUUUUCUGCCCAACCGGAAGUACACUACACUGUCACUAAGUACAACUUCGUCUGUCUUAGAGUGGACUGCGACUCCGCCAUUCCACUGAACGACAUUACGACACUUGUAAUACCGGAGCCUGAGUAGUAGAGAAGAGAAAAUGGCUUAUCCACAGGAAAGCUAGAAGCUAGUAAACCGUGGGGCGUGCAUUCGUUGGGUAUCUCUGGUUCGUUGCACCUGACAAGAAACAAAGGUACCUUGAUGCAUGGCCAUUAAAAUGGAAAACUCCCUCUUUGUGCUUUUCACAUUCCCUGGGCUAGCUCUCGGGGGGGGUAUAGUAGAAGCCAUUGCCCUCAGUGAUGUCAUCGUCCUCCUUGUCUCAGGUGACAGAAUCCUGCUCAGGGGAAUUCUGGGAAUGUGGUCGGGGGCAGAGAUCUCCUAGGAAACCUGGGAUCCUCUUCCAUUUUUUUUUGAAGCCUUUUCUCUGUUCUACUGUAUCGGCUGUGUGCGGUAGGCAUCCACGGAUAUGUUUUUCUCACUCUAACCAGCGCGAAAUCUGUUCGAGAUCAGUGUGUUUCGCUGUAGAACUCUCGUGUAAAUAGGUACAGUCAUUUUUUCUGACGACGCAAAUCUCUUUUGUAACACUGCUGAGAAGCUCCGGAUUUCACCUUCCGUUUAACCAUUGUUUUUAAUCGGUUUUUGAAACAGAAAUAGCAGUCUUUUUUACCGAGCAAUAUUCGUGUUGUAAAUGUACUAACCUUGUGAAUAUUAACGAAAGCGUCAUUUUUUUUAAAUAUUGAAAAAAAAACCUUGCAAACGGGUUUUGCGAAAGCGAAGCAGGCAGAGAGAGAUGGCCUCUACCCAGGUGUGCGUUCUUGGGGAGGUUAGGCGACGCGUUCGCUUUUGUUUUCAGGUUCUGUCCUCGUCCUCUUUCACGGGGCCACAGAUGUUGGACAGUCCCAAGGACGGAUGGAGUUAGUGGCCUUGGUGUGCUGAGUCGAUACCAUUUCAGUUCAGCCUAUUCAGGAAAUACACUGAAAUUUCCUUCGUUCACUGAAAUGCCCUCGUUGGAAAUAAUAGGAAGAUUUUUUUAUUCAUUUCCUGAAAUGACUGAACUGAAAUGUAAUCGAUCACAACCCUACUGGCUCAAGCGCUCUUUACGCAGAGGUCAGAGGUCAGAGGUCACACUUAGGGGAUGCCGCAUGACCGGCACGGAUGCAGCCGGAACCAUGAGUCACUGUGCACAGAGAAUGGACGCAAAAGCAUUCCAGUUUUGUUUUUUUUUUGUUUUUUUUUUUCCAACAGACCUCAGGAUUCUUAUUGCAGCUGACAUAACAGCUGAGAACACUGCAUUUUUUUUUUUUUUUUUUUCGUUUUUUUUGGUUUUCAGACACGGGUUGCAAUUCUAAAAAUGUGGCCGGAUUACCUUCAUGUUGGUGGACAUUGACUAGGGGGGCAGGAAUGCUGGUGAUUGCAUCAAGGUCUCUGCAGUUUCCUUUGGCACAGAACUUGGCUCUUGCAUAUGACUCAAGAAUUGGACUUCCAGUUGCUAUGUAGUACCAUCAAAUUUCAGAGUAGGAGGUACUGUAGGAGGUACUGUAGGAGUUGCAACAUUAUGCAAGCAAAAGAAUUAAAUGUUGGAACUUCGAGAAACAUGUACAGCAGUGGGUUGUGGGUAGAUCAUGUCUGGAACCUCCGUAUCUGUGUUUCAGCUUGCGAGUGUUUUUCCUCUAUAAACCGGAAAAAGGUCCUCUUUUCAGCAAAAGUAUUCAGUUGGUCUAAUCACAACGCAUUUUGCCAGGUACUUGUUGACUCUGGUGGAAUUAGAAAUGAAGAAGCAAAAAAUGAAUGUAGUUCCAGUUGUUCAGAACCUUAAGCAGCUCUGGAUCAGUUGCAUUUUGAAUGAAGUUUAUCCCGUGGGUUAAAUGACCGUGUUGUCAACACCACCGUGAGACCUGAAUGAUAGCAUGCGCAAGUAGUCACAUCCGUUUACGAAUGGAUGAAACUGUUAAAGGGUUGCAUGCAAAUCGAUGAUGUCACAAAGCACACAGAGAGGUGUUCAGUCUCCCCUUACCCGCUGGAGCCUGCUAGCGUUUGCAGUAUUAAAGUCAUUACGGACAGUGUUUUCUGAGGGCUGUGAGUCUUGCCUGUGGGUCGUCUGAUGCAAUUAAUUUGUGAGGUGGAGGGGGGGGAAGGGGGGUCUGAUUUGGAAGUUGGGAUGAGAAACUUCCCUCUGGCGCGAGGAACGCAUUCUGGCUUCGUGAAAUCGAUUCCUGUCUUAUUUGUCGUCACUUAAAACAUGAAAACACGUCGAGCACACGUGGAUCCGCAUCUUUGGCCUGAGUCAGGCGCCUGCAGCACAGCAGUGCUUCAACCAAGAUAUGCAAACCAUUUCAAUAAACAUUCUCUUUUUUUAUAUGAAGGCUCUCAAUAGAAUACCUCAUUUGUCGAUUGCUUGUUAAUUUAACAAUUUAUAUUUUCGUAAGAUCGUUUUCCUAACUGCACGUCAGUGUGACACGAAUGAAGGAACAGUGAUUAAAAAAAGAACCUGGUGGAGCAGAUCCUGGCAACAAGGAAUUUUGAAAAUACGGGAAAGUCUGUCUUUGUUUUGUUUUUGUUUUUUUUCUUUGUGAAAACUCACUCAUUCAGGCAGGUCGAAUUUCUGUUCAUGAACACAGGAAGUGCGCCAGGAAGUUUGGUGGGCUGCCUGUCCCGGGCUUCUGCUUCGGAGGCUGAGGCGAGGCUUGGGACAGGCGGGCGACCCACCGGUCGCCAACCGUCGAGCGGCGUCGAAAAAAACGCCACAGCCGUACCUCUGAACGAUCCUUUCGGCAGAUCUGACCUCAGUGCGGACGCCGGGUGCACAAAACGUCUCCUCUGUGCUCUGUAUAUAUUCAGUGCUCUUCAGUCACUCAGGUGCCCCCUUCUGCAUAAAAGCAUGAUGAUGAUGGUGCGUGUGUGUGUGUGUGUGUUUUUGGGGGGGAGGGACUCAGCCACGUGUCAUUUCGGCCCUCCCCUUCCCAGAAAGACACCCCCUGCGUUAGGUGUAGUUUUAGUCAAAAAGCGACCCAAGUGUUCUCUCUGGCUCUCUCUGCCCUGUAGUUCUAUCUGUGGUAAAAAACCGGCUCGUUUAGUGACGCGACGAUUGUGUGCCGUUUGUACUGUAGGCCCACUGAGGGGCGGGGUGAUGGAGGUUGGGGGCAGGGGAAGGGUAGUGCCUCUGGAGAGAGAUGCCUGCUCUUGUGCCGCCAGCAGCGGUUGGCCGUCGUGCUGUUUACGCCCCCCCACCCCCAGCAGGGACAGCCGCGUCAGCCCCUGCGCGUCUGCAUCCGCUGUCCUGCCGUCUUCAGCACCCUCGAGAUGGCAACGAAGGAACUGCUGAAAGUAGCUGCCACUGGCUUUGCGGCUCAUACAGUUGACAGUUGAUUGGGGGGGGGGUAAUGGGGUGGGAUAUGGUAGCAGAGAUAUGGAUUUGUUCCUUCGCUGUCCCUGCAGAAACCAGGCUGUCCGUCUGUCUGUCUGUCUGCAUCUACCACUUAAACGUUUGUACCCACUUUGCUGGGUGUGUUAGCACAGAUUUGCUUUCAACCAGCGCAAUCCUACCGCUGCCUGUCUAUGGUGUUUGGGGGUUGGGGGGGGAGGUGUUGCAUGGUUGACAACAAUUCACCAACUUCAUAGCUUGAAUUGGGUACAUCAUCUGUGCGUUGUUAGGACAUGCUGUUCAAGAGCCAUUUCACUACACGAGUGUCGUCUGAUUUGCUUGUUACCAUCCUUUAAAUCGGUUAAAUGUGUCUGUUAAUGGUGCAACUGGGAAAUUACUUUGCAAAUGCAACAUUCGUCAAGUGUUAUGUUAAAAGGCCGUGGAUGUGUGUGGCAGCUGAAAGGAUAGGAAUGGGGUUAAUGUGUACAAAGCCUGUUUGCAAGAUGAUCUUUUCCCACUGGGGUACUCUCGAGUUGUCACAACUGUGAAGCGAAGAAGUGCGCACAUCUACACACAGCCUGUGCAAACUGUUCUGAUGUAAAUAAUCAUUUUAAUAAAAAGACUGAAGGUGACAUAAAGUAA